GACGCCGGAAAUGACGCACAGGGCGGAUCCGGGAAGAAGCGGCCCAGAGGCCACGAAAGGAACUGGUGUGGAUCGGGAUGGAGACGGAACCCUGCCCUCCGGAGAGCGGGCCACCGCCUCGUCCCUAGGCUCUGGGCCUAUCUAGGAAGGAGCAGUCCCGGGCUCCUGGGGCAGAUCUCCCGGCGCCGGGGAACCUAGGCCAGGAGCCGCCUUUGCCAGCCCACACUCAGGCAGGGGCCUCUGGGAGAGCUCCCCCCCCACAGGAAUCGUCUCAUCCAUCUCGUGUCACUAUUCCGGAGAGUGGUAUGGAAAAAUGCACCCCAUCUCUGGAAGAGACCCCAGAAUCGAACAGUGCUGUCUAUACCUGCUUCAUGAAAUCCCAUCGAUGCUAUGAUUUGAUCCCCACAAGCUCCAAACUGGUUGUGUUUGAUACCUCCUUACAGGUAAAGAAAGCCUUCUUUGCUCUCGUCACAAACGGAGUUCGGGCAGCUCCAUUAUGGGACAGCAAGAAACAGAGCUUUGUGGGCAUGUUGACCAUCACUGACUUCAUCAAUAUUUUACACCGUUACUACAAAUCAGCCUUGGUACAGAUCUAUGAGUUGGAAGAACACAAGAUAGAAACCUGGAGAGAGGUGUACCUUCAGGACUCCUUUAAACCUCUUGUUUGCAUCUCUCCUAAUGCCAGCCUUUUUGAUGCUGUUUCCUCGCUGAUUCGAAAUAAGAUCCAUAGGCUACCAGUCAUUGACCCUGAUUCUGGCAACACCUUAUAUAUCCUCACCCACAAACGUAUCCUCAAGUUCCUCAAGCUUUUUAUUGCAGAGUUCCCCAAGCCAGAGUUCAUGUCUAAGUCUCUGAAGGAGCUCCAAAUAGGCACUUACGCCAAUAUUGCUCUGGUGCGGACUACCACACCUGUCUACGUUGCACUGGGCAUCUUUGUUCAGCACCGGGUCUCUGCUUUGCCUGUGGUAGAUGAGAAAGGGCGUGUGGUGGACAUCUACUCCAAGUUUGAUGUCAUUAACUUGGCAGCAGAAAAGACCUAUAACAACUUGGAUAUAUCUGUGACAAAAGCACUACAGCAUCGAUCCCACUAUUUUGAGGGGGUACUCAAAUGCUACCAGCAUGAAACUCUGGAGACCAUCAUUAACCGCCUGGUGGAAGCUGAGGUUCAUCGGCUGGUGGUCGUGGAAGAAAACAAUGUGGUAAAGGGCAUCGUGUCACUUUCUGACAUACUGCAGGCUUUGGUGCUCACAGGUGGAGAGAAGCCCUGAGCUGAUUUGGAAGGAAUGCAUGGAAGAUGGAUGGCACCAUACCCUCUCCCUGCCAUAGAAGUACCUCUGAUCAAUUGGAUGGGAUACUAGAGGCUCUGAUCCCUUUUCUGAAGCUUAUCUGCUAACCCUACCUUACAGAGAGGAUAGAAAGGGGUAGAAAAAUGUAGAAACCCACACAGACUUAGAAGGAAUCACCUCUAGUCCCCUGCCUGAACUAGGGGCAGAAUGUCCCUUCCUCAUUAAUUCUGAUCUCUAAGAGAUCCCCAGACCUCUCAUCAAACACCCUGCUCCUAUCUCCUGAGACAGUGCACCAUGGAGACUAUAAAAGAUGUUUUUAUUCUUUCUGCUACAAAAGGAGUUGGGAACAAAGUGCCAUUUCUUCCUAUAAAUGAUGUUGGAGGGGGAUUGUAGCCUUUGGAUUCCUGCUCUCUUCCCUGUUGUGCUUCCUGUGUGUUGGGGAGUUGGAGAGGGAAGUUCAGGGUGGCUAGUUCAGACUUAUUUUUCCUAGUGAUUCUAAUUAAAAUGACAAGGAUGCCCAUA
Molecule: messenger RNA, 1808 nt
Organism: Monodelphis domestica (gray short-tailed opossum)
Lineage: Eukaryota; Metazoa; Chordata; Mammalia; Didelphimorphia; Didelphidae
Gene: PRKAG1
Product: protein kinase AMP-activated non-catalytic subunit gamma 1
Biological process (GO): protein phosphorylation; regulation of catalytic activity
Cellular component (GO): cytoplasm; nucleotide-activated protein kinase complex; nucleus
Molecular function (GO): protein kinase binding; protein kinase regulator activity; AMP binding
Source: RefSeq, a predicted model, not a curated record